AUGCUGGUACCUACGCAAAACGAAUCUAAGUUACUGGCCUGCUCUUUCUUCACUCACACUCUCCUGGCGGCGUACUGGGCGCAGUCAGAGCUAGGCGAUUGGAACCUCCACAUCGUGGAUUCCAGUCCGUCGUCAGAGUACCUGACGUCCCUCUGCCUCGCUGCGCCCCCUCUUGUUGCCUCUUGCGAUGACGCCGACGGUGGCGGUUUGUUGGAGGCGGAGGAGCGGCGGUGGAGCGCUUCCCGCACCGGACCGCCUCAACCACCCCCUUUGGUACACCUCACCACGCCCUUCCUUCAACAAGUCGCCUUCUUCCACCGUGCUCUCAGGGGUUUAAUUCCGUCGCGUGCUGAUUUACUUUUCCUUCAAACAGCACGAAAAUUGGCAACCUAUGGAAUAGAUUUUCACCGGAUCCAGCAAUAUCCGUACUUCCUUGGUGUGUUCCACGGCGGAAUUUAUAUCUAUCGGGGUCGUCUACGCUUGGAGUAUCAUCCAUGGUCGGCAAUCGUGAAGAUGGCCUAUCGACGUGCUUCAUUCCGACUGUAUUUACGGCUUACCAACUCCGAGAAGGAUGGGAUGAUUCGCAUGGUCAGGUACGAAUGUGGCACAACGGCUCUAGCGAAACGCAUCUAUCGUUCCUGCGUUGAUCACCAUGCUCUCUUUCGAUUGCAUCGAUUGGAAGGAGGAGAGAAGGCAGUUUCAUGGACCUCUCGAGAGCCCUUUCCGUUUCCCACGAGCACGAAGCUGAGGCGGCUACACCCUACUACCGCCACUGGCUCCUUAUCGCCAACCCCCUCCUCUGCUGCUGCCGUGGUCAGCUCCCCCAACAGCGUCGCGAUCUGCACCGCCACGUCUCUGGAUGCCGGACUGCGGCCUCUUAGUGAACCUGACGUUCGGGGGCCACGCGCUGAAGUAUCACCACCGUUGGACCGCCGGAAUGGUGUUAUUCUCCGCUCAGCGCACAAGCUCUUCCUCCGCCUCUUCCACAAGCAUUCCCUCUUGCCACUGCGCAGAGCCUCCCAGCCCCUCUCCACUCGCCAUCUCCACUCCCCUCUGUCCGAUCGGGCUCUUGCUCAGUCGAUGGAAUCAGAUGAACAGAGCACGGAGUUGGGCGUUCUGACGCUGGCAGAGGGCUUUGAAUCGACCUCCUUUUCAACUGCCACUGCGGCAUCUGCCUCACCGUCCGUACCACCUUUUUACACUUCCUCCGAAUGGAAUCGACCCCCGCUGCCAGGUCCGCUGUGGCGUAUGAGCCCUGUCGAUGCAACUGUUGGCUUGCUCUUUGAGCCCACUGACGGUCUGACGGUCUCUCGAGAUUGGAGGCUUGCUAUCUGUCAGGAAGAGGCAGAAGGGACGCCUCCCACCGAAUGGCGUGGUUGUCGUGCCACCUGGGGUGUCUCGGAGAGCCCACAUUCCUCCAACACUGUCCUCUCAUUCGGUCCACGUCGAUUAUUCUUCGAAGUGCGUCUGAAUGGAAACGAACCAAUUCGAAACGCCAGCCUCAUUCUCGGUGAAGAUACGCAGGGGUUCGCCUAUCAGACAUCAUCCAUUCUCCCUUUGCUAAACGAAAACACGAUGAAUGAGGGUUGGUUCAAGGUUGCGUCUGGUGGGGAGGGGGGAAAAGAGAGUCAGUCACACUCCGGCUCACUGAUAAUUGGUGGCGCCAGUGUCGAUGUGAUCGGCUCAGGCCAGGGUGAUGUGAUUGGUUGCUAUCUUGACCUCGACGUUCGACUGGCUCAUUGGACGAAAAAUGGUGUAACUGCUGCCGAUAUGACUAUUUCUAUCGCCCGAUUCCCUUCAGGAACAGUUUUCUUUCCGGCUUGUGCCAUUAGAAACUCUUCCAUAACUUUCAAUUUUGGUGACACACCAUUCGCUUAUGGACCAAUGCUUUUGACCGGGGAGCACUCGAAUUCGAAUUGGUUGCCACUGGGAUCAGCCAAUCUCAUUGCGGAAAUAGCUGGUUGGGACUCCACCAGCCCCACUGCAGCGAGCCAUCUUCCAAUUCGUCUUACUCCAAAUCCUCGCAGUGGUUGGCAUCUUAUUUCCAGCAAUUCUCCCGGGUCUAUACUCUCUCCCGACGGACUCUGCGUUCGUGCUCUUCUUCAUUCUGGUUGGCAGACUCUUCGAGCCUCGGAAUCGAUCCCACCUUUGAUAGAGGUGGCGACAAAGAACUCAUCGCAUUCAAAUUCUCAACUUCCCAGUGUUUAUUUCGAGGUGCGUCUGUUGGAGUCCCUGAGUGCCACGCCCGGAGCCGGUGUUUUCGUGGGAUUCUCCACAUCACCCUCCUCCUCUUACCCUACCACCAAUACCACCGCCAUCUCUUCUGCCUUUCCUAUCGGCUCAGAAUGUGUCAGUACUUUUGGGAUUCUUUCCGAGCAGAUCUCAAAUAACCAAACAUAUCUGGUUCAUGCGGGAAUUAAGCGACCCUAUGGGAAGGGACUACACAAGGGCGACAUAAUCGGUUGCACUCUGAACUUACAAAUCGGUUUGGUCUUCUGGUCCGUCAACGGUGAAUGCCUUGGCUAUAUAGUGCAGAUCUGCGCGUCGCAUUCGACUAUCAGUGCUACCACCACCAACGCCACUGGCGACGACGUGAUUACCAUACCUCUGAGGAGGGAUCAGCGGGGUCUCCCCUUCACUCCCAUCUUCUGCCUUGCCAACACCUCCGUCGAGGUGAACUUCGGCGAUGGAGCCAUGCCUCUGAAGCACAUCAAUAAGCACACCAACUGCAUUCCUCUGUGCCACUAUCAACGCCUGCUAGAUGGCUGUAGUCUGGUGCAAAACCUCCCAUCAUCACUUCAAGCACCGCAUUUGGCUUCACAAAAAAAGGGAUCGCCGCCAAACCACCGACAUCACUCGUUUGCUCAUUGCCGUGUCUCAGUCAAUCAGAGUGGGGGAAAUGGCCAUCUAUCCCCUCAUGCCUCCCUUGGAGUUCACAAGUCCGCCUCUUGUCUCUCUGCUCCCGCCGCCGCUACUAUGCAGAAUCUACUGGUUCCAACAGAUAUCUUGGACGCUCUUACCAUUCUGCAAUCAAGGAUCCCACUGGUCCCCGUGACGACUCGUCUUUGGCGCCGCGAUUCUGCUGAACCCGUGCCACGGAAACCAAUCACCUCACCAACCUUCGCGGCUCCUUGGUCACGAGCCAAUCAGGUGCUGCCAAUCGUACGCACCCAUCGUAUCGCCGUCUCCACAUGGCCUCCAACCGCUGGCAUCCUGGAGACCGAUAUUGACAAUGACUCUGCAUUGUCAUCAGCGGCGACAGCGAUGAGGGCGAUUGCGAUGAAUGGUAGUCUCCGUCGCUCUGCUUCGGAUAACAUGCAGCGAGCUCUGGUUCGUCACCUCUGUGGGCAAUCGCGACAGAAUAGCGUCUCCGCUGCCGACCAGUCAUCAUCCUCCUCGCUGGUUGAGCGGCGCAUGGCACAAAUCCCGCUGGUCCCAACUCGAAUUGUUCACACGCGGGCUUAUACCAGCAAACCAUCGGUGCUCUGUUCCCCAAUUGAGCAUGAGGAGAACAAAAAUGAAGCGAAGGAAUCGAUUGUCAUGACUGUGGAAGUUGGUGAAGAAACAAUUGCCAGACGACGCCAUGUUACGGACCCAACUCUACCUCCCUCUACAGCUGAGGAUGACUGCUACAUCACCAGCCCACCACUAGCAGAAGUAGUGUGA
Echinococcus granulosus is the source of this 3666-nucleotide messenger RNA. RefSeq lists its product as hypothetical. The transcript has 17 exons. Bases 1 to 3666 code for a protein of 1221 amino acids. Gene Ontology annotation, cellular component: cytoskeleton. Gene Ontology annotation, molecular function: protein binding. Lineage: Eukaryota; Metazoa; Platyhelminthes; Cestoda; Cyclophyllidea; Taeniidae. The record is from RefSeq and is a predicted model, not a curated record.